Molecule: messenger RNA, 2261 nt
Organism: Camellia sinensis
Lineage: Eukaryota; Viridiplantae; Streptophyta; Magnoliopsida; Ericales; Theaceae
Source: RefSeq, a predicted model, not a curated record
AGCAGUUCUUUGGCUUCCAAUCAAAGGCACAAAAGGGCUUGCUUCUAAUCCAGACCAGACCAGACCAGACCAGACAGCCUGAGAAGGGUUGCCGAUCGACUACUAUGAUUGCUUCUUCUUCUUCCCCUUCUCCUCUCUCUCUCUCUAAAUCCCCCCUUUUCUCUGUAUAUUCGAUCCUUGAGAUAAUCCACCGCUGCCUUCUUUUUGAUAACCAGAUUGAGUCCAAAAAAAGCUCCCCUACUUCCAUUCGCUGCAAAUCACGGAGGAGCUCUCUUCAGCAUCUUUGUGUUGACAGCCACGCCUCUCCUUCCCUUUUCUCGUUUGAAGAUGGGAGUGGCAGAACAGUUCUGACAUGGAGGAGGAAAUCCUGUUGAUAGGAAUGAUUAGGCUUGUGAUUCUAAUGAAAUAUGCGGAUCCUGUUGGGAUAUGUCCCUCUUUGAGCAUUUGCAAGUAAGAGGAAGGUCUUCAUUUCCUACAAAGCAAAGUGAUUGAUACAAGGGAUAGAUCUGAGAAAAGCCAAAAGUUGUUUAGCAAACUUCUUGUUUCUUCAAGUUAGUGAGUCAUUUUCAUUCAUGAUCAUGGAGAGCAAAGCUUCUCAGAGUAUAAGUUUUAAUAUCCUUGUGGAGAAGGAGAAAAACCGAGUUGUUUUUGUGGAGUCAAAUAAGGAUUUUGUUGACAUUAUAUUCAGCUUCAUGACAAUGCCUAUUGGAACAAUCAUUAGACUCACUCGUGAGCGCUCAUUGAAGGGUGAGAUUGGCUGCUUGAAAAACCUAUAUGAAAGUGUAGAGAAUCUUGAUGAGGAACAUUUCAAAAGUGAGUUCAAGGAGAUAAUACUUGAUCCUCGAAGUGCAGCUGAAAUCUACUGUAGGAAUCUAAAACUAAAUUUGAAUGAAAGUAAAAACAGCAAAUAUUAUGCGUGCAGCAGUGGUAAUUGCAGUUUUGUGAGCUAUACUGAAACUGCUUGUGGUCGCUGUGGAAAACCCUUGGAACUUGAGGUAAGACUUCUAAGUCUGGCUCAUGAAGAUGGCCCAGUGUUUGUAAAACCAACUGCACGCUUUAUGAUAACAGAUGAUUUUCAAGUAUUGCCAAUGUCCACUAUGACUGGCUUAUCUCUGCUUAGCAAACUUGGAGCGAUGGAUGAGAGCAAAAUAGAAGAGAGAACCGUGAACAUCGGAAAGGAUGAGGUUCUGAAAUUGCUAAACUGUUCAUUAGCAUCAAGAACUCCCUUCUCUGACACUUUCGUGGAACCACCUAUCAGUAAGUCCAAUGUUGUGAUUCAUCGUGGAGAAUAUGGACCAAGAAGUACAGAUCAACGUCAAAGUGACAUGGACACAACAACUAAACAUUCAAAGAUAAACUUGAAGCUUAUCAUCCACAAAUCUAGCACAAGGGCAUUGUAUGCAGAAGUUGAAGAAAAUUUCAUUGAGCUUCUAUGCAGUUUACUUCUACUUCCAAUUGGUUAUGUCUUCAAAGAAUUUCCAAGUUUGCGUUUCAAGGGAUGCAUGGAUAACAUAUACAAGAGUAUCCAAGAUUUUGACGACAAGUUCUUCCAAUCUAAGGAGAUGAAGGCAAUUCUAGUUGAUCCAAAACUAGCCCAAGGUCUUGCUUGUAGUAACAAACUAAUUGGCAUUGAGGAAGCUAUAAACCCAUCAUUAUCAACCCUUAGUUCCCUAUUUACAACAAGAUGCUCUGUGUUGAGUUCAGAGUCCCCUCCCAGGGAAGCUCAGCUUAGCGGUGGAUUUAUGAAAGGACCAUCCAUGUUCAUGGUGACUGACAAUUUGCUCAUAAAACCUAUAUCUCCAAUCUCAGGCAUAUCUCUCAUCAACAGGUUAAAGGUUCCCCUUAGUGAUGUCGGUGAAUUGGAGGUGACCAUGAGUGAGGAUGAGGUUUUGCGUCUAUUGGUGGCUUCUUUGAUAUCAGGAUCUGCUUUGACCAAUGCUUUCAAGUCAUUCAUGCAUAAGGAGCCAAAGCAAGAACCAUGAGGUAAUGUAAUAUAUUGAACAAUGGCAGAAACUCUACCAGGAUGUAAUAAAUGGCGGAACAUGUCUGUAUAUAUAAGCCUAUGUUAUACUGGAAAUAUACAAACUGCUUUCCUAGUAUUAAUAAAGCCCUGUUUGGUGCAACUUAUGGUUUUUUUUUUUGUUAUUUUGGGAAACGAUGCUAGAGUAUUUGAUUAAGCUUCUGCUUAUAGUUUGUGAUGCAGAAAUAUAGCUUCUGAAAAAAUCUGAUUAACGAUAUCAAUGGAAAGUGUGCAUUUAGCU